This is a messenger RNA of Dermacentor silvarum, 693 nucleotides long. RefSeq lists its product as uncharacterized. The coding region runs from base 1 to 693 and encodes 230 amino acids. The transcript has 2 exons. The record is from RefSeq and is a predicted model, not a curated record. Lineage: Eukaryota; Metazoa; Arthropoda; Arachnida; Ixodida; Ixodidae.
AUGAACACGCACAGCGACAUCGACGCGCCUACCGUGUCUGCAGUCGAAUUGAAGCUGCCCCUCUUUUGGCCUGCCGACCCCGAGCCCUGGUUCAUUCAAGUCGAGGCACAAUUCGCCGCCCGGUGCAUCACAGCCGACCUCACGCGCUACCAUCACAUCGAGACACUCUUUCGACGCCUCACACCAUCCGAACCCGAAAGGUUACGGCAGCUCCUGAACGACACGGACCUUGGCGACCGCACGCCAUCUCAACUACUGCGCCACAUGCAGCGUCUUGUCGGAAGCGUUACAGGUCUCGACAGCACGCUGCUGCGCGAGAUAUUUCUUCAGCGUCUCCCCAGCAACGUGCGCGUGGCGCUUGCUACGGUGGCUGAAAAGGAUAUCGGCAAGAUGGCCGCCAUCGCUGACGCCAUCAUGGCAGCGGCAAACCCCUCCGCCUCCGUCGCUAACGUGCAAGUGGAGAGUGCUGCCCCCUCUCCCAACGAAUUCCUCGAGCUUCGCGAAGAGAUGGCGCGCCUCACCGAAACAGUGGCAGCUUUGCAGGCACGCACCUCGCGCCCUUUGGAGCAGCGCAGUGCACAACCACAGCAGCCGCGACUCCGCUGGUGCUGGUACCACAGGAAACAUGGCGAUGCUGCGCGCAAAUGUGUUGCGCCCUGUGGCUAUCCGGGAAACGCCAGAGGCCAGCAUUGA